AGAUGUAACCUGUACUUUGGAGAAGAAAGUCGUCCAGUUGUAACAACAACCAUCUGGGGGAAAAGCAACUCAAAAACCAAUCAGAAGUUCUGUCCGUUUACUGUCACAAUUGAUGAUUUGCGAAGAUAUCUACAUUCAGUUCAACAAAGCUAUUCCACCUGUGAUUACAGUUUAGGAGGUGAACCCAACUCCUUGUCUCCUCGUAGUGAUGGAUACAGACUGAAUGAUAUUGUGGAAAGUGAAUCAUUCAUGCCCCCCACAAAAUCUACAGCCACAGAUUUGCCUGGUGCUUCCACUGUUGUAACUCCUGUAAAACCAGCAUCAGAUAUUGUGGAAAUAGAGUCACACAUGACGCAGACUAAGCCAACAUUUACUAUGACUACAGUUAAUUUGGAAACUGCGUCACACACAACGCAGACUAUGUGGACGUUUACCAUGACCACAGGUCUGACUGUUAGCAAGUAUCAUGCUUCCACUCCUACAACUCCUUCAAAACAAACAUCAGGUCUGACUGUUAGACCAAGCAUCACUGGUAGCUUUAUCUCUACGUCCCUGACACCAGUGAAACCCACACCAGGUCAGACACUUUAUAAGCCUAGCUUUACCUCACAAAACCCAUCAUCAGUUUCAGAAAUAGCCACAGAGAGUGGAGCAACAGCAGGUCCCUCAUCAUCUCCUGAUAAUGUUAUUGAGGACAUGAGACAAGAAACAUUUUUAUGGAAGUUGAUAGCAGUUGCGGCUGGUUUUGGAGUAACUGUGGGUGUGAUCUUAAUGGGACUGGCACUUCUCUGUACCAAAAGAAGAACUGCAGAUGACUUUGUGUGCUUGAGAAAUCUUGACCAUGGAGGAUUGUUACCUGGAGGUAAUGAUGAAGUCUACAGUGUGAUCACUUCAGUAGCUGGUGCUGACUGUUCUCCUGGUUCUGAGAAAUUGAGCAGGCAACAGUCUCAAAAUGAGGAUUCUGACAUAUACCAUGUGUAUGCCACCAUCUCUGAGGAGCCACCUGCAUCAGCCCUGAAUGUCAUGGUGUACAGCACCCUGCAGGCACAUUGA
Molecule: messenger RNA, 1053 nt
Organism: Micropterus dolomieu (smallmouth bass)
Lineage: Eukaryota; Metazoa; Chordata; Actinopteri; Centrarchiformes; Centrarchidae
Product: mucin-2-like
Exons: 14
Coding region: 250-1053 (267 amino acids)
Source: RefSeq, a predicted model, not a curated record